GGGAGAGGGGGCGGGAGCCGCCGCUGAGGCGGCGGCGGUGGCGGCGCCAUGUUGAAGAAGGCGGACAAGAAGGACGAGGAGCCCGGUAGUGGCUCUAAUCCUUUCCAGCAUUUGGAGAAGAGUGCUGUGCUGCAGGAGGCGCGUAUCUUUAAUGAGACCCCCAUAAACCCACGAAGAUGCCUGCACAUACUUACCAAGAUCCUUUACUUGCUGAACCAGGGUGAACACUUUGGAACCACUGAAGCCACAGAAGCUUUUUUCGCAAUGACUAGGUUGUUUCAGUCUAAUGAUCAAACCCUUAGACGAAUGUGUUACCUUACUAUCAAAGAGAUGGCCAAUAUUUCUGAGGAUGUCAUCAUUGUCACAAGCAGUUUGACCAAAGACAUGACAGGGAAGGAAGACGUAUACCGAGGCCCGGCCAUCAGAGCACUGUGCAGGAUCACUGAUGGUACGAUGUUACAAGCCAUCGAGAGAUACAUGAAGCAAGCCAUUGUGGACAAAGUCCCCAGUGUGUCUAGUUCUGCACUGGUGUCUUCCUUACACAUGAUGAAGAUCAGUUACGAUGUAGUCAAACGGUGGAUCAACGAAGCUCAAGAAGCAGCUUCUAGUGACAACAUUAUGGUACAGUACCACGCUCUGGGGCUGCUCUAUCACCUUAGAAAAAAUGAUCGCCUCGCAGUUACCAAAAUGCUGAAUAAGUUCACAAAGUCCGGACUGAAAUCCCAGUUUGCGUACUGCAUGCUGAUCCGAAUUGCAAGCAAACUCCUGAAGGAAUCUGAAGAGGGACAUGAAAGUCCACUCUUCGACUUCAUUGAGAGCUGUCUGCGGAAUAAGCACGAAAUGGUUAUUUAUGAAGCUGCUUCUGCAAUCAUCCACCUGCCAAACUGCACAGCGAGGGAGCUGGCACCUGCUGUUUCAGUGCUGCAGCUUUUCUGCAGUUCUCCCAAACCUGUCUUGAGAUACGCAGCUGUACGGACCCUUAAUAAAGUGGCCAUGAAGCAUCCAUCUGCAGUCACUGCUUGCAACCUGGACCUGGAAAACCUCAUCACGGACUCCAACCGCAGUAUUGCUACCCUCGCCAUCACCACCCUGCUGAAGACAGGGAGUGAGAGCAGUGUAGACAGGCUCAUGAAACAGAUCUCUUCCUUCGUGUCAGAAAUAUCAGAUGAGUUUAAGGUAGUGGUAGUACAGGCUAUCAGUGCUCUGUGCCAGAAAUACCCUCGGAAACACAGCGUCAUGAUGACCUUCCUCUCCAACAUGCUCAGGGACGAUGGUGGCUUCGAGUACAAGCGAGCCAUUGUGGACUGUAUAAUCAGCAUCAUCGAGGAGAACCCCGAGAGUAAGGAAUCUGGCUUGGCUCACCUCUGCGAGUUCAUCGAAGACUGUGAACAUACCGUCCUAGCCACAAAGAUCCUGCACCUGCUGGGGAAAGAGGGGCCGAGGACCCCGUCCCCAUCGAAGUACAUCCGCUUCAUAUUCAACAGGGUGGUGCUGGAGAACGAGGCUGUGAGGGCUGCUGCUGUAAGCGCGCUGGCAAAGUUUGGUGCCCAGAAUGAGAGCCUUCUUCCAAGCAUCUUGGUGCUUUUGCAGAGGUGUAUGAUGGACAGCGAUGACGAAGUUCGGGACAGAGCAACGUUCUACUUGAAUGUACUUCAGCAGAGACAGAUAGCCCUGAAUGCUGCUUAUAUUUUUAAUGGGCUGACCGUCUCUGUUCCUGGAAUGGAGAAAGCCCUGCACCAGUAUACACUGGAGCCUUCCGACAAACCUUUUGAUAUGAAAACAGUUCCUCUGGCUACCGCACCAAUCUUUGAACAGAAAGCAGAGAUUGCCUUAGUGACCAGCAAGCCUGAGAAAGUUGCUCCUUCGCGUCAGGAUAUAUUCCAAGAGCAACUGGCAGCCAUUCCAGAGUUUAAGAGCUUGGGUCCGUUAUUCAAGUCUUCAGAACCGGUGCAGCUCACAGAAGCAGAAACAGAGUAUUUCGUCCGUUGUAUUAAACACGUGUUCACAAACCACAUUGUUUUCCAGUUUGAUUGCACAAACACGUUAAACGAUCAGCUGUUAGAGAGAGUCACCGUGCAGAUGGAGCCGUCGGAUGCUUACGAUGUGAUCUGUUGCAUCCCAGCACCCAGCCUGCCCUACAACCAGCCAGGCAUGUGUUACACCCUCGUGCACAUGCCCCAGGAUGACCCCACUGCAGUUGCUUGUACUUUCAGCUGCACGAUGAAGUUCACCGUUCGGGACUGUGACCCAAACACAGGAGUGCCAGAAGAAGAUGGCUACGAUGAUGAGUAUGUGUUGGAAGAUUUGGAGGUGACGGUGGCUGAUCACAUCCAGAAGGUUUUAAAGCCGAACUUCGCAGCUGCGUGGGAAGAAGUGGGAGAUGACUUUGAGAAAGAAGAAACCUUUGCGCUGAGUUCAAUUAAAACCCUCGAUGGUGAGAUGGUCUCUCCUCGUUUAUUGGUGACCCACGGAGUAAUCCUGAAGCUGUCAAUAACAUCAUCAAGUUCUUGGGCAUGCAGCCCUGCGAGCGAUCAGAUAAAGUGCCAGAGAACAAAAAUUCUCACACGCUCUACUUAGCUGGUGUGUACAGAGGCGGUUGCGACGUGCUGGUAAGGUCGAGGCUCGCUCUAGGAGACGGUGUGACCAUGCAGGUGACGGUCAGGAGCAAGGAAGAAACGCCUGUCGAUGUCAUCCUGGCCUCUGUGGGCUGAGCUGAGCGUUCCAGCACCUCAGCUGUGGUGGAAGCAGCCCUUGAAACACCAGUUGGGCGUUCCCCAGCUGUCACGCAGCCCGUCCUUCUGCAUGUAGUUUUUAUUCCUCGAUUUGGUAAAUAUUUUGUAUGAUGUUACAGUAGUGGCUGGCUGGUACUGAGCCUCUCCCCUGUCCCCUCCUCCCUUGACACUUACACAUUCCUGUCUAACUUAUUGUAUCUCUGGCCACUUGCGGUAGAGCAGGGAAAAGAAAAGAGGUAGGUGGUAAGAAAACGGAAGUGGAUUUUUGUCAAAACUAAUUUUUAUUAACAGAAAAUAAACACUGGUCCAAGUGGUUGGAAUUCAUAUGAACUACUGUUAAUAAAAUAGAAAAUUCUUGUUCUAA
Molecule: messenger RNA, 3096 nt
Organism: Cygnus atratus (black swan)
Lineage: Eukaryota; Metazoa; Chordata; Aves; Anseriformes; Anatidae
Gene: COPG2
Product: COPI coat complex subunit gamma 2
Exons: 24
Coding region: 49-2577 (842 amino acids)
Biological process (GO): intracellular protein transport; endoplasmic reticulum to Golgi vesicle-mediated transport; intra-Golgi vesicle-mediated transport
Cellular component (GO): endoplasmic reticulum; endoplasmic reticulum-Golgi intermediate compartment; Golgi membrane
Molecular function (GO): structural molecule activity
Source: RefSeq, a predicted model, not a curated record